Molecule: messenger RNA, 2478 nt
Organism: Melospiza melodia melodia
Lineage: Eukaryota; Metazoa; Chordata; Aves; Passeriformes; Passerellidae
Gene: SAG
Product: S-antigen visual arrestin
Exons: 16
Coding region: 1228-2457 (409 amino acids)
Biological process (GO): signal transduction; G protein-coupled receptor internalization
Cellular component (GO): photoreceptor inner segment; photoreceptor outer segment
Molecular function (GO): G protein-coupled receptor binding
Source: RefSeq, a predicted model, not a curated record
UGGUUCCAGCCUGGCUGGUUUGUGUUUGCCAGAGUUGAUUAGACAGAGUAGUGAUUAGGCUCUCCAAAUAAUCCACCUCCAGUUAAUAAAAUGUUGCUGGAACCCUGAAAGAGCUGAGGAACAUUGGCUCUGUCAUUCAUUUUUUUUUUUUUUGAGUAAUUUGUGUAGCCCUGGCCACUAUAUUCAGGCAAAUGUCAGUGAUUGUUUGUGAAAAGCAAGCUUGAUCUGUGACUGCAAGUUUGCUUGAGCUGGAGGGAGCUGUUAGGCUGGCAAGUGGACAGGAUAUCAUGUGAUCUUUGUUAAUCAAAUGAACAGAUGCAGCCAGAGGAAAGCUACAGCUGUUCCUACAACUCACAAACCAAAAGUUAACAUAUACUGUUGUGCAAAAUACCAGGCCCAAAUUCACUGGUGGGUGGGGAAAGCUACUCUUGGAAGAUUAAGGAACCACAAAGCUGAAGUUAAUUGAAAUAUCUGUGUUUCUUAAAUCCCAGAUGAUGUGUUUUUUUUAGGUAAAUUGAGGGGGAGAUUGUACAAACCAGCAGUCUAUUGUUUUGCAUCAGCAUGUCAGUUGACUGCUGGUGAAGCAGUAAUAGAUAAAUUGCUUAGUGAUCCUGAGAAUAGUGCAUUGUUCUCAGUGUUUGACAGGCCAUCAAAAUGGCAUUUUAGUGUUUUAUAAACUCCCUUUUUCAUAAAUGGCUCUUGUCUGUUCAGUUUCUUACUAGGCUGCUUGUCCUGCAGCCCUAGGAAGGAGGAGAUAGAGCUUUAGAAUAAACUGCUUUCAGUAGCUGGCCUGUGCUUCAUAAGUCUUUGCAAAACAUGUGAACAGGACAUUGUACACCUCUUCACUGACUAGCUGAGUGUCCUUAGCUAAUGCCUUAUUGUUGCUGACUUAACCACUUCCCAGCUGAAUCUCAGCCCAGGUACAAUAUUUGCUCUUGCAGAGGGAUUAAUUAUUGAAAUCCUGGAUGGACGCAACUGGAGACGAGCUUUCCAAUCCCCUACAAAUUGUCUUCCUUGCUUGUGAAGAGGGCAGUAAUUCCCCCUGCUAGAUGCAAAGAAGCAUAGGACACAGCUGCCUUGGAAAAUUCAUUUCUUCAAUAAUUUAGAAGUUCCCAUCACUGUCUGUGGAAGCUCCUGUGCCACUUUGAACACAGCAAGGCAUCUGGCACAGGACAGUUGGGGACAGAAGAGCUUCAUUCACCCACAGUCACAUCCCUGUCUUUGACCAUGAGCCGCCCUGAGUCUCAAAAGACUGGGACUGGUGGGAAGAAUGCUGAUUCUCCUCCAAAACAAGUUAUCUUCAGAAAAAGCACCCGUGACAAAGCUCUGACCAUCUACCUGGGAAAGCGGGACUACAUUGACAACAUAGGGAAUGUAGAACCUGUAGAUGGUGUUGUAUUGGUGGAUCCUGCUAUUAUCAAGGGGAAAAAAGUGUUUGUGUCGCUGACGUGCGUGUUCCGCUACGGCCAGGAGGACAUCGACGUGAUCGGCCUCGCCUUCCGCCGGGACCUCUUCUUCUCCAGGGUCCAGGUGUACCCGCCUGCUGACAAGCCAGAGUCUCUCACCCUCUUGCAGGAAUCUCUGCUAAAGAAGCUGGGCAAAAAUGCUUAUCCCUUUUUCUUUACAUUUCCAGAUUACCUGCCUUGCUCAGUCUGUCUGCAGCCUGCACCUCGUGAUGUUGAUAAGACUUGUGGGGUGGACUUUGAGGUGAAAGCUUUCUCAACAGAAAAUGUGGAAGAGAGAAUUCAUAGGAGGAACUCUGCACGUCUGCUGAUCCGUAAGGUGCAGUAUGCUCCGGAGAAGCCAGGACCCCAGCCUUGUGCAGAGACCACCUGGCAGUUCUUCAUGUCCAACAAGCCCCUGCACAUGAAAGCCUGCCUCAGUAAAGAGGUAUACUACCAUGGUGAGCCCAUUCCAGUCACUGUCACCAUCAACAACAACACAGACAAAACUGUGAAGAAGAUCAAAGUCCAGGUGGAGCAGGUGGCCAAUGUGGUGCUGUACUCCAGUGACUUCUACACCAAAGUGGUGGCUGCUGAGGAAGCACAUGAAAAGGUGCUGCCAAACAGUAGCCUGACCAAGACACUGACAGUUCUGCCCUUGCUUGCAAAUAACCGGGAGACACGGGAAAUAGCUCUGGAUGGAAAACUGAAGGAUGAGGACACCAACUUGGCUUCUAGUACCAUCAUUAAGGAUGGAAUAGACAAGACAGUGAUGGGGAUUCUGGUUUCCUACAAGAUCAAAGUGAAGCUCACUGUUCCAGGCAUACUGGGAGACCUCACUUCCAGUGAAGUGGGCACAGAGCUGCCAUUUCGUCUCAUGCACCCCAAACCUGAGGAAAAGAACCCAGCAGGGAAGGAUGGCGAAGCAGAGCUUGUAUUUGAGGAGUUUGCUCGUCAGAAGCUAAAGAAUACACCUGAUGAAGAGGACAAGAAUUCACCCUCAACUGAUGAGUGAUUAAAAGAACAGGCUGACAAA